AUGACAAGAUGGAAAAGAUUAUUUUAUACAUUUAAAUGGACAACUAAAGUGUGUUAUAUCCUAUGCCCACCAUUACCAAAUUUAAUGAUCCGAAAAGCUGCUUUUCAUCCUCCCAAACAUUGUCAUUACUAUUUUCUAAUUGGUGAAAAGGCUGAUAAACGUCAACAUUUUUUUGAUGCAAAAAGUGCUCGAGAAAGUGUUAAUUUAACUAUUUGCUUGCCACAUUUAUUGCUGCCAAAAUUUAAAAAUUCAGAUGUUGCAGAUCAGUUGUUGCGAAUUGAGGUGCAUUUAAUAACAUCAACUAAUGGUGACACCCUGGUAGCGCUAUAUGUCCGAUGUGAGAAAUCAUAUCGAUGCAAGAAAUCAGCGCCUUAUAUAAUACUUUUCGCUCAACCAAACAGUUCAGAUGUUGGAUCAUGCAUGCUUACCGAUCCCAACUUGGUCGAUAUAGCAGAUUUCUUGCAAUGUGAUCUAAUGGCAUUUGAUUACAGUGGUUUUGGUUUGAGUACUGGUACUCCAACUGAAAAAAAUGUUUAUCAGAAUAUAGAAACGGUUUAUCAAUAUUUAAUUGAAGAAAUGAAAGCACAACCAAAUGAAAUAAUUCUGAUUGGAUUCAGUAUGGGUACUGCAGUUGCCAUUCAUUUGGCAUCACUUGAAAAAGUAGCAGGAUUGAUUCUAAUUGCUCCUUUCACAUCACUGUUACGUGUUCUUCGACGGAAACCGGAUUGUAAAGAGACUUGCUGUUUGGAUCAGUUUUCAAGCAUUGAUAAAGUAUCAAAAAUACCCUAUCGUACGUUAAUCUGUCAUGGAAUGAAGGAUGUGAUCGUUUCGAUCGAUCACAGUGUUAUAUUGCAAAGUCGAUUACCAAAUGCUACAAAACCAUUUUUUCUUGAUAAUGCUACACAUCGGGGUAUAUAUAGUGAACGAAAAAUGUGGGAUCGCGUACAACAGUUUUUGUUUCACGAACUUGAUAAUAGCAGAAAGUGGAAUGAACCGGUGAAAACGAAACGAGCAUUUGUUGACUAUGGUUUUUAA
Messenger RNA from Cercopithifilaria johnstoni, 1035 nucleotides. Lineage: Eukaryota; Metazoa; Nematoda; Chromadorea; Rhabditida; Onchocercidae. The record is from the annotation of a GenBank genome assembly.